This is a messenger RNA of Sarcophilus harrisii (Tasmanian devil), 2132 nucleotides long. RefSeq names its product DNA primase subunit 1 (gene PRIM1). The record is from RefSeq and is a predicted model, not a curated record. Lineage: Eukaryota; Metazoa; Chordata; Mammalia; Dasyuromorphia; Dasyuridae. The transcript has 13 exons. Gene Ontology annotation, cellular component: alpha DNA polymerase:primase complex. Gene Ontology annotation, biological process: DNA replication, synthesis of primer. Bases 98 to 1360 code for a protein of 420 amino acids.
UGCGUAGUGGUUCAGACUCGAGUCCCGUUUCCCGCCAAACUGUGUGUGGGGUUCCUCUUCCCGCUGGUGGUGCUGUCAGGCAAACCCCCUGAAGUUCAUGGAGGCUUUUGACCCCGCCGAGCUGCCCGAGCUGCUCAAGCUUUACUACCGGAGGCUCUUUCCCUACUCCCAGUACUAUCGCUGGCUCAAUUAUGGCGGAGUGGUAAAGAAUUAUUUUCAGCAUCGGGAGUUUUCAUUCACAUUGAAAGAUGAUAUAUACAUUCGCUACCAGUCUUUCAACAACCAAAGUGAGAUGGAAAAGGAAAUACAGAAAUUGAAUCCAUACAAAAUUGAUAUUGGAGCAGUGUAUUCCCACAGACCCAUUCAACAUAAUACAGUGAAGCUAGGGGCUUUUCAGGCUCAGGAAAAAGAGCUGGUGUUUGACAUUGACAUGACAGACUAUGAUGAUGUGAGGAGGUGCUGUAGUUCUGCAGAUAUAUGUUCUAAAUGCUGGACCCUUAUGACAAUGGCCAUCCACAUCAUAGACAGAGCUCUAAAAGAGGACUUUGGAUUUAAGCAUUGCCUCUGGGUAUAUUCUGGAAGGAGAGGUGUUCAUUGCUGGGUGUGUGAUGAAACAGUCAGAAAAUUAUCCUCAGCAGUACGUUCUGGGAUAGUAGAAUAUCUAAGUCUUGUCAAGGGAGGAGAAGAUAUGAAAAAGAAGGUUCAUCUGAGUCCAAAAAUUCAUCCUUUCAUCAGAAAAUCAAUAAACAUAGUAGAAAAAUAUUUUGAAGAAUAUGCCCUGCUUGGUCAAGAUAUUCUUGAAAAUAAAGAGAACUGGAAUAAAAUUCUAAUGCUUGUUCCUGAAUCUCUUCAUGCUGAGCUUCAGCAAGGAUUCCAGAAAUUUCAUAAUUCUGUUCAGCGUUGGGAACAUUUGAAACAAGUAGUGAGCACAUAUCGGUCUGUCAGAAAUGAGAAAUUUGGACAGCACAUAGAUUGGGAAAUCAUGCUACAAUACUGUUUUCCUCGAUUGGAUAUUAAUGUUAGCAAAGGAAUCAAUCAUUUAUUGAAGAGUCCAUUCAGCGUUCAUCCUAAAACAGGUCGUAUUUCUGUUCCUAUUGAUUUGCAGAAAGUGGAUCAGUUUGACCCAUUCACCGUUCCCACCAUAAGCCAAAUCUGCCAUGAAUUAGAUAUGGUCUCCAGUAAUGAAGAUGACGGAGACAAAGAGAAUGAAGCUGAACCUGAUACCAAGCGUCGCACUAGAGAUUAUAAGAAGACCAGUCUGGCUCCCUAUGUGAGAAGUUUUGAACAAUUUUUGGAAGAACUAGAUAAAUCCAGAAAAGGAGAACUUCUGAGGAAGAGUGAUGCACAGAGAGAUUUCUGAAGACUACGACUCCUUUUAUACCAAAGUGAAUUUCUCUGACCUUCAGCCAAUAGUUCAUUGUAACUAUAUAAUAAUAUACUGGACUAUACACAAUAUAAUUAUUGGGUCAUAGUUUACAAAUAUUAACAGCAGUUUAUAUUGAAAAGGUUCCUAAUACCAUUAAAAAUGUAUUCACAAGUAUAAGACAGUACCUGAUAGAAGAGAAUUUGGUGAUAGAUUUAAUAUCAUUUUCAAAGUACAUUCUUUUUUUGGAGAGAGGAAUCAGAUUUUCAAAGAUUCCCAUUCGUUAGCUUUCUGACAUAAUUUGUUUACAACAAAGUAGAUACUUUUAUUUAUUUUAUUUUUUUUUUUUUGUAACAAAAGUCUUUGCUUUUUUUACCAAAAAAUAUUUUAAAGGCAACUGAGUAAUAAUAUAUUCAAGAUCCUAAUUUUAAUUCACUGGAAACAGUGAAGAGAUUUUCCUGGUAAAGGAAAUUUAUCCUUAAGUGUCAGCCAGUUAAGCUUACUGAUCUCAUGUAUGUUCUGAAUCACAUCAGAGCUUUUCUGAGUUUCAGUUGAUCAGCCAUUCAUAGUCCCAGUUCUCAGCCUUCACAAUUAAUGUUUAAAUAGCACACAGAGCCUUUUUUAACUUUUUUCCUUUUUUGAAGUUUUUAACUUACACUCUCCUUAUACAUGAGCCUUUCCAUACAGAACAUAGAGUAUUGCAUGUGAAACUGAAUCUCCACUUCAUACUGCUUUUUAAAAUAAUAAAUCUUACAUGUUACUUUUCAAA